CAGGGUGACAGCGCAGCGCAGACCCUGACUGAGGACCGGACCGAGAGAGGGAGAGAGAGAGAGCGGCUGACCAGGAGCCUUCCAGCCGGGGAAAGGGACAACUGGACAUAAAAGCCGGGAGGAACCGUAAAUAAGCUCAAACGCAUUUUGUUUUGCGAACUGCAACUAAUUUAUUUUGCUCAGAUAUCGCUAAAGCUGUAGAAAUUUGUGGUGAGCGCGGCGAACUAUGAUUGUUUGUUUGUUUCAACUUUAUCCAGGCAACUUGAGUGUCUCUGCUCCCGAGGAUUAUCACGAGACCAUGUUACUAUAUCAGUUGAUUUUCAGCGCGGUUGCAAGACCCUAUUCACUUAAGUAAUUAGGUAACAGCACAAUAGCAACAUUCUGCUGAAGGUGUAGCUGUCCGGACUCACGACUCAACAUCUCAGAGGAACACUGAAACGUAACCAUGGCGCGUCUUCUCGGGAUACAAGAGCUCUCCUGAAGACCGUGCGCGAGCGCGUCGGAGAACGUUUAAGUAAGAUUUAUCCGCAUAAACUGAAGCACCUUUUGUGGCCGAGCCCCCUGAGAAGCAUCGCUGUAAAACGCCCGGACCAUGGCCGUCUCCUCACGGGACAGCUGCUUCUGGUUGCUCUGGAGACGGACCCUGCUCGCGCUGUGGCUGUGCACGGUGGGAGCGCGUGGAGCGGAAGAUGAAAGUGGCUUCAAUGCCGAGUCAUGGCUGAGGAUGUAUGGGUACCUACCCCAGGCCAACCGACAGAUGUCCACCAUGCAAUCAGCUCAGAUCCUGUUCAAUGCCGUCAGUGAUAUGCAACGCUUCUACGGUCUGGAGGUCACCGGUCAGAUGGACGCUCAAACCAUCAGUGCCAUGAAGAGACCCCGCUGCGGUGUGCCUGACAAGUUCGGAGGGCAGAUCAAAACCAACGUGCGUCGGAAGCGUUACGCGCUCACUGGACAUAAAUGGAGCAAGAGCCAUCUCACUUACAGCAUUCAGAACUACACUCCUAAAAUCGGAGAGUACAACUCAUACGAGGCCAUCCGACGGGCCUUUAGGGUCUGGGAGGGAGUCACCCCGCUGACCUUUGAUGAAAUUCCCUACCAGGAAAUCAAAUAUGGACGCAGGAAGGAGCCGGACAUUAUGAUUUUCUUUGCUUCGGGUUUUCAUGGAGACAGCUCUCCUUUUGAUGGAGAGGGUGGCUUUUUGGCUCACGCCUACUUCCCUGGACCUGGGAUGGGAGGGGACACACACUUUGAUGCUGACGAACCUUGGACCAUUGGGAACCACAAUGUGCAAGGUAAUGACCUGUUCCUGGUGGCGGUCCAUGAGCUGGGCCACACCCUGGGCUUGGAGCACUCAAGUAACCCCCUGGCUAUCAUGGCUCCCUUCUACCAGUGGAUGGAGACGGAUAACUUCCAGCUUCCCGACGACGACCGACAAGGCAUACAGCAGAUCUACGGUCAACUCAACGGCGUUCCCACUCAGGCGCUACCCACCGUGCCGGCUCGCCGUCCAGAACCCAGACCACCCCAGAAUCCCCCCCGGGGACCACCCCGGACCACCGACAGACCUGACCACUACGGGCCCAAUAUCUGCGAGGGGAACUUCGACACCGUAGCCAUGCUGCGCGGAGAGAUGUUCGUUUUUAAGGGUCGGUGGUUCUGGAGGGUGCGCAGGAACAGGGUCCUGGAUAACUACCCCAUGCCCAUUGGUCACUUCUGGAGGGGUCUGCCCGGCGACAUCGAUGCAGCCUACGAGAGACACGACGGUCGGUUCGUCUUCUUUAAAGGAAACAGAUUUUGGCUCUUCAGGGAGGCAAAUCUGGAACCAGGCUACCCUCUCGAUCUGGUUGAUUAUGGUCGAGAUAUUCCCUACGACCGGAUAGACACUGCAAUCUGGUGGGAACCGUCCGGCUACACUUACUUCUUUCAAGGAGACAGGUACUGGCGCUUUGACGAGACGUCACAGUCUGCUGACAGAGGCUACCCAAAGUCAAUCGAUGUCUGGGACUCUUCAGUGCCCUCUUCUCCGAAGGGGGCCUUCCUUAGUGAUGAUGGGGCAUACACCUUCUUCUAUAAGGGCUCCAAGUACUGGAAGUUUGAUAACCAGCGUAUGAAGAGCGAACCAGGCUAUCCCAAGUCCAUCCUGAGAGACUUCAUGGGCUGCAGUGUGGACCUGGAUCCCGACAGAGACACAGACUCCGGACGCAAAUACCCAGACCUAAACCGUCCACCGUUCAACCCAGACGCUGGCCGUGAUGCGGACAAGGGCAAAGGACGGGAUGGGACAGACCGCGAAGGCACAGACUCUGACAAAGGCAAAGGCUCGGACAAGGACAAGGACGAAGAUUAUAUUGAGGGUCGGGAAGAAGACACCAAUGAGGUAGACGUGGUACUGAAGGUGGAUGACAGUGAGGAACGAACCAUGAAUAUUUUGAUGGUGACCAUCCCUCUGGUCUUGGUGAUGUGCAUCCUCGGAUUGAUCUACGCCAUCAUCAACACGCUGCAGAGCAAAGGGACGCCACGGCUGCUAGUGCACUGCAAGCGCUCCCUUCAGGACUGGGUCUGACCCUUGGCUUGAGGAGGCUCUGAACUUUACAUACCUCCCCCUCCUCUCACCCAGAUCUCUUUCUGGUGAUCCAUCUGUGCUCAGUGGUUGCUGCAGCUCUUAGUAAAUGUGACACUAGAUCCAUGCUGAUCCAGUACUGAUAAAAACUACAAUCGAACAUACAUCAUGUCUUACAUUUAGAGACACUGAUACACCACCUUAACCACCUCCCUUCGCCCAUGGUGCUCUACAGUGCGUUGACUGUAAUCUAUUUAUGACAGAACUUUGCACAUUUUUUCUUUUCAUGUUGUUUUGGUUCCUUCUGUGUGAGACUUCAUGUUAUUAUUAGUUCAUAACCAGGAAAGCUGUUCUGCUCUCUGUCUUCUCUGCAAGGCCCUCCUCCUUCCCUUGAAUCUCAACGGGGCUUUCUGUUUGAGGAUAUCGUAACAUCUGCUUAUGUCAUCUCACAAAGGGUUAACAAACAGUGUAGACAGAGCACUGGGUUUGAAGCUUGGUUGAUAAUCAAUUCUGUCAUCACAUUUAGAUGCUUGUCUGCAGUGUAGUGUAUCAAAGACAUGCUGCUGGGUUUAACUGGAAAUGGUUAACACAGAUUCAGCAGAAAUCUUGGAAAUUUUUAUAUCUCGCGUGAGGCUUUGCUAAAACCCUCUGACUCAGGCAGUUACAAGACAGGUGUUUUCCAGGGUGGUUUUGGAUUUUUCUUACAUGAUUGAUGACUUCAGCCCCCCCUACCAACAAAAAAAAAAAAGUUCAGUCCUGCUCAUCUGCUCAACAGGGUUGUUGAAAUAACCAGGUUGACACUUUGGUGAAUCCAUGGCUUUCCUUUUUUUUCCCCUUUAGAACAGAAUCCACCGCGUUCAUGCUGACAGAUAUUUUAGAAUUCAGACAUCUUUGAGAAUCUUCAGCAGGAAACAUGGGCUCCAAAUUAAGACUUCUCGAAACCUCUCGUUUUGUUGUUGAAUUGAUGAGUGUUAUUAGUUCAUACAUAGUUUAUACAUCUGUGCUCUGGAAACCACAAUGGAAGAGCUGUGGGCUGCAUAACAUUUUAAAGGUCACGACUGGCAGGAAAUGGUGAACAGCGUCAAAGAAAACAGGAGCUAAAUUAAUUUUGGGCGAUUAAUUUAGCCGUAGCUGUCAUCCUUAGUUUUCAUGUAAUGCUGCCAUCGGUACCCCUCACCCCCACCUCAAAGUGAAUCAGAAAAGCUUCAUUGUGCCAGCAGUUAUCCUAACUUCCACAGGCCAUGUUAGGGUAGGGGCCAAUUUUAUUUGCCACAGAUCUAAAACACAACACAAAACAAACACGCUAAUGUCCAGAUACUAAAACUCUAAGUUUUAGUAUCUAAAACUAAAACUUAGUUUUAGAUACUAAGUUUUAGUAUCUAAAACUAAGGCUAAAACUCUAAUAUUUAUGUGGUCUUUUUGGAAAACACUGGCAUUCUUCUCCUUUUCUCAAAAGUGAUGAAUAAAUUACAGAUUUACAAUCUCAUCUAGAAAUCAUGACUUAAAAUAAGAUUCAGAUUGCAGUAAACGUUGAGUAUUAUCAAGCAAAGCUUAGCAUUCCUGCUUUAGCCGCUUCUCAGCUGGCUGGACCAUCUUUCUUCCCAUAUAUGGGAACAAAUAUAAAGACUUCUCUGUCCUACAGGAGAACCUGUUCCCUUUACAUUCAGGUCAGGCUUAUCCUCAGUCUGCCUCUUCUCUGUCAACAAUCAGGAAUUUCCUUUGUGCUGCACAUGAGGAGGAGUAUUCAUUAUCUGAGAGAACCUUAACCUUAAACCGUAGCAGAGCCCAGCUAAUGUUCCACACACUCCCAAACAUCCUGUCUGUCCAGCACAAUUCAAGAAUGAUGACCUGCAAUCUUGGUGUCAGAACAGUGGGGUAUCUGGACACACCAGGGUGGGCUCAUGUGACCACAGGCUAAUCCUCCCCAUGAAAAACAGCAGGUGUGCACAAAAUGCCGUUAACCCCCUGGACCUUUCCCUUAAAUCCUUAAGUUCCCUUGUAUCGGAAAGCUCCUUGCUCCUUUUUCAUCUUGCAAGAACAAAGGAUGAUGUCUUUCUAAAGCAAUCAUUGGAUCAGCCCUUAGGGCAAAUUAAACAUGUCAGUAAGUGUGCAAUUGCAUAUUUUUCCUCUGCACAGUUGUAGUGGAAUUAGAUUUUUAGAUAAAGUGAAUCUUUAUUCACACUUUGAAAGGACUGCUAACCAUAAAAACCUUCCAUAUGUUACAUUUUGUUUUGUCUCUUGACAUGGAAACUGACUUACUUGAAAAUGACUAAUUCAGGUUGUGAAUUGAACUUACAGUUUGGUGUUAGUAUCUCCACCGUCACAUUGUAGUUUAACGGUAAAUUGGAGUUGUGGUCCUCUGAAAUAAAUUGUUCCUUAUCAUUAUUCUGAUUUAGCAUCUAAAGGUGAGUCAAGCUGUUGGGUCAAGCUUGACCGCAAAUGAAGAAAGGCUUAUCUAUAAGGAAGAAGCAUGGGGACUGAUGGGUGGAGCUUUGGCGGGUUGCUCAGAUGUAAUUGGGGAGUGUCUGACUGUCCUACAGCUGAAACAAAGGAGGGGGGAGGGGCGGAGGGAAGGACGUUGACUUGGCUUCCCUCGGGCUACAAAGUGUAGAUCUCAGGAAUAAGGAGGGCUGGAUGAAAGAGGAGAAAAAGAAAGAGGGGCCAAUGGAGGCAGAUCUGUCUGAAAUUCUACCAGCAUCCUGGAAACUCAAUCACAAAGAGAUUUAUUCUAGAAGUCUCUCACUCACUGCUCAAGUAAAGCCACUUCCUGUAUACUGUUUGCACUGUUUCACAUUUUGUCACACUCACAAAUUUCCGUGUCUUUUUGGUAUUUGAUGUGACGGACCAUCACAAAGUAAAUCUGGAAAGGGCUGGAAAGUGAGGCAUGCUCCUGAUGUCGAUGCACAGAGGAACAACAUUUUGCUGCAGUUACAGCUUCAGGUCUUCUGAGGUUUGUCUCCACCAAGUUGGAAUCUCAAAGGGCUAAAAUGUUUGCGUAUCAACAACAAAAAAACAAUAUCACCUAAGUUUUAAAUCAUUUAGCAGUAAAUUAUCACAAAAUAUGUGGAUGUUUGUGGUUCCAGCACAAUAAAAUGUGCAAAGGUUGAAGAGGAAGGUAUAGCUUUGAGUCUGGCCGUUGACCCUGAGGCCCUCUGCAGUGUUAAGGUGAAGGCUUGUGUUGGUGGGACACCUCAACAAUUAACGGCUCACUCAGCCUGACAAGAAUCUGGAGAUUGAUCUAAGGCAAGUCAAUCCUGGUUGCUUCGAAACGGUGUCCUGUGUCCAUUUCUCAUCCCCCUCAUCAUUAAUAAGUUGUCAGAGGGAGUGGUUGGCGGACGCAGCUAAUCAGCGCUAAAAGCACCGUCCUCUCCUGUCCUCCCUUUCCAUUGGUCCAGCUGGGACAUCUGCGAGUACUCAGACAUCCCAGUGUCUGGACAGGCUCAGAAAGUGCACACUCACCGCAUUAGACACUAAGUAGCAGAUAGAGUUCAUCAAUCUGCCUUUCCUGUGACCUCCAAACAACCACUUUAAAGAGCAGAGAGCCAGCAGAAAGAUGACUGAGCCGAUGCGCCUCAGAGAUCUCCGCGCUCCGCCAGUUCCAGCAUCUUCUUGUUGUUCCGUCCCACUCAAUGUCUCUGGACACCAAGCGCGAGACGAGUAUUGAAAGAACUCUUGUCAGAGGUGAUUGAUGAGCGUGUUGAAGUGUUCAGUUAAUCAGCCCUACUCUCCAUCAGCAAGCUCUAUUUUCUGAUAGUAAAUCUCCCACCCCCUCUGCAUGCCCGGCCCCAGAAGCCCGGGGGAAUCAUCACAACAACAAUGGCCUGCUCUCUUCCUCUCCCCUCCCUCCAUUUUCUCUCCUUCGCCUUGGAUGCAUACUCGCACAAAAACAUUAUUGUCUCCCUCAACCCAAUCUCAGCCCACCUUCCCUUUAGGAAACCAGUCCAGCCUUUUUUUUUAGAUCAGCUGUGAGGGAAUUUGCUUAAACAAACACUACCUGUCAGCUCUGUUGCUUUCUUUAAGGCCCGGACCAGGAAGCAGGCGGUACACUCCUAGGGUCUCAGAUGCCAGUGUGGGGAAGACUCGGACAUGCUGAGCUUUCAUGUGUCUCAGGAUGUCUCUGUGUAAACACGGCAUGCUGAGCGUUCCUGGCUCAGCCCCGACGGCCCAGCUUUCAGCACAGAAAGCCUAACGCCUCCAAUUCCAUUCCACUGCUAUUUAGAAGGCAGCAAUUAGAGGCGGACCAAUCGGAGAUCUGUACCUGAUAUGCAGCUUCCGCUAUUUUUUUCUUUUUUUAAAAACGGUGGAUAUAUAUGUAGCCACUUCCAAGAAUAAGGGGCUUGUUGAGCCAACACCUCCCUUUGACGUCUCCUCUGAUGGCGUAAAAAUGGUCUGGAUACUUAAGAGUUCCACGUCUAGUUGUCCAAACAACUGUUAGCAUUGCAUUAGUAGCAGCUUCUGUGUGUUCCUUAGCAACUCUGAAACAUUUCCUUUGGUUCAUGCGGCUUUCAUUCACUAGAAUCUCAGCACGAGGAAGGAUGAUGAGAUAAGAGGACGACAUGCAGUACAUGGGUCAAGAGAACUGGACUGGACUCACACGACGCCUCAACGUUAACAGUAUUUCUGAAUUCAGCAUGUUUCACAACUUAGAGCGGUUCAAACAUCAAUCAGAUCAAAUGCAGCCAUGUCGCUUCAGUUCAUCCAGCUUUCCUGCCAGUCUGACUUUAUGCAGUGGCCUGAAUGAAGUGCAGACAUGUCUCAACGAGUCAAAAAUGUUCCUUUUAAUGGUCUUCAUUUGGUUUUUAUUGUUCCUCCAAUUUUAUUUCUGAACAUUUCGCUGAAGGUAAACAACUGACUCUCCGUCAGUGGCAACUUCCACGCCAAAGAGUGUUGUUUGUUGUUGGUGUGACCAGGUAGCACUGGUGUCCAGUGCAUCGAUUGGUCAUCAGCCGGUUUCUCCGUGCAGCUCUGUCUUUGCUGUCACACCUUCGCUGAAGACGGACGGACAGCAGAGGAUCUGAAGAACAUACUGCCUCACUUUUCAUUUAAGUCAGCUUUUGUAGUUUAGAUUGGUUGGGCCCCAGAGCACUGCAGUUUGCCCAGAUCCUCCUGUUUUCCCAGAAUGCCCCUCAGCUUGCUCACUGAGCCCAUCCACUUGGAAACCACUCAUUUUAAAUGGCCACUCCACUAACUCUCCAUGGGAAUGGAACAGAAAAGAAGGCUUCCAAAUGACUUUCAGAGCCUUGAGAGUGCAACAGAUGAGUGAUCAUCGUGCCUCUAAGGACAUUCAAGACUGGUCGGCAGGCGUCCUAAUAAAACUGCCUCUAUCCUCUAGUUGCAGCUACAGUAGAGACUGGCUUCACGCCGUUUGACUGUUUCUGUUAUUUUCUGUAAAAUAAAGAAUUUCAGUUUUGUCUCUGCCGGGGAUGAAAUGAUGUGGAAAAUGUGUUUUUAUUUCAUUGUUUAUAACAUUCCAAUGACUAUUUUGGAUGUUUUUUUUUGUUAGAUUUUUUUUUUUUUUACAUUUGUGUUGUGUUCAAUUCUAGUUUAGUGUGUUAACAAGCCAUGCUGGACAUGUACACAUUAAAAAGUGCUCUGAGAAAUGGAAGAAUGGUUUUCUAAGCUUUUUU
Messenger RNA from Poeciliopsis prolifica (blackstripe livebearer), 8187 nucleotides. RefSeq names its product matrix metallopeptidase 15b (gene mmp15b). Lineage: Eukaryota; Metazoa; Chordata; Actinopteri; Cyprinodontiformes; Poeciliidae. The transcript is spliced from 11 exons. The coding region runs from base 593 to 2563 and encodes 656 amino acids. Gene Ontology annotation, cellular component: extracellular matrix. The record is from RefSeq and is a predicted model, not a curated record. Gene Ontology annotation, biological process: collagen catabolic process; proteolysis; extracellular matrix organization. Gene Ontology annotation, molecular function: metalloendopeptidase activity; zinc ion binding.